GGUAACGCUGCUCGUCCUAGCACUUCAAGCGGUGGGAGCUGCGUGGCUGAUUGAACAGCCGAUAUCAUCAUUGGCAUGGUAUCAGCCAAGACUGCGGAGCAUCCUCCGUAGCAUUCACAAGGUCUAUGUUUGCAAGUGGUGGAUGGGGCAUUACCGCUCGGCCACGGCAAAGCGACACAUUUGCUGGAGCAACACUCGCAAAGUGGGUGCUCUUGAUCGGGGGACCCUAACAAAAUCUCAACGGGAAGAGAUACGUAAAAGUGGUGUUAAAAGCGCUACCACGAAGGUGAACCGAAAGGGUAAGAAGUCGUACACGGGCACGCAGUUCCUACGUGGUACUGGGGCGUAUCCUCCGCACUUUGGACUCAAAAUGGUACGAUUGUUUCCUCGGCUCACCCAGUACAGAACGCCCCCUCCUGAAGUUCCUGAAGAACUUGUGGCGAUUCCGACCCAGGAGUUUUUCGACUCUUUGCCUUGGGAUGAGGAUAAGUGGGAAGUCCAAUCUCAGCUGUGGCCCCCAACUGGCCAGGUCUUUGUAGAGUAUGAAGCUCAGCUGGCAGCCCUGAAGAAGCAAAAAGAAGACCAGGCUACUGACGCCGAGUUGAAGGCUGCUCGGCGUGGGAAGCCUUCAUCCUCAACGCCCUCUACCAGUGUGGCCCCGAAGGCAACUGCUAGAGCAAGUGGUAAGUCUAAGGCCAAGCCGGCCAAGCCAGUGAUUCCACCAGAGAAUUCCCCAAAGGAAGUUACAAAGACACCAGUGGCUGACUUGAAGAAAUCAAGGAGUGAUCAGAAGAAAGUCAUCAAGAAACCCAAGUCAAAGUCGGUUCCCAAACCCUCUGUUCCCUCUGCCGCCUCGCAACCGCCUGUGAAGCGACAUCGUGGCAAGAGCCCAGCAGCACCUCCACAUGCAAGUGAGGAGUCCGAAAUUGAGCAGCUCAAGAAGGCCAACGCUAAGCUGACUGCGGAUUUGGAAGCCUUGCUGAAGAAAGAUUCAAGUGGCCCAGCCACACCUGCUCCGAGGGUCUCUGCCCCGUCCCCCAAGACACCUGCAAGCUCCAAACCGAAUGUGAAGGCAGCCCAGGCUGUUGCCUCGCAAGAGGAUGGGUCUGAGGAAGAGGAAGGAGAGGAAACUGAGAACGAAGAAGGAUCUGAGGAAAGUGAGCAGGAGGAAAAUGAGGAGGUCCCAGGAACAGAGGUUUCAAGUGAACCCACAGAGGCAGCCAAGAACAAUCGUCUUAGGCGUUUGUGUGAGAAGAAGCCCAGUGGACGUAUGCAGGUUCCCCAGGAGAUACAUGAUAUCUGGGCCAAGGGGGGGCCAGAGCGCUUGGCACUUCGUGACCAAUUGGAAGGUUGUGGCUGGCAGAAGGACCAGUUCGUGAGCACUGUCCUGAAGAUCAAGGAGAAGAGCAACAAGUUUGUUCGCACCAAGAAACGUGGCUGGUAUACAAAGGAGAAAAUGAGGAUCAAGCUGGGCUGGAGCAAGUCCUACAUCAAUGAUGUGGUGAAAUACUGCGAGAAGAAAGGGAACGAAGCCCUCCGCAAGCGAGAUACCUACAACAAGAACCUCUGGAAGUAUCUCGUGGAGGUUGAUGAGGAUGAUGAAGAACAAGAAGAAGACUUGGAAAAGGAGACUAAGUCCAGUGCUGCGAAUGGAGUUGUGAAGUUUUCGCACCUUGACAGGAAGCGAAGCAGGAAGGAUAUCCAGGCCGAGGCAGGUGCAGAAGAAAGUGAAGAGGCAGAUGAUGAUGAUAAGGAUGCUGAGUGCGCCCAAGGGGCUCAGGAGUUCCAGUCGCUCAAGAAGUUUGGGGAUUCGCUUUUGUCUCGCAGUGGGAAGUUGGCUGAUCUUUCGGGCCAAUUGGAUGAUGCAAUGGCAGAAUCUGAGUCGGGCUCAUAUCACCGUGCAAGGGUUCAAAAGUCCCAGCGUGGCUUGGAAGAGGCCAUCAAGAUUCUUGAAGAUGAAUUCGACAAAGUCGAAUCCACCAAGGCUGAUGUUUCUGACCUGCAGAACCGCAAGCUGCCAGAAGCAGAUCAGAAGCUGCUUGUGUCGAAGGCGGAGGCGCAGAUCAAGUCUUCCACCAGGGCAUGUUCCAAAGUCACCACGGCGGAGUCUACUGCAAAGAAUUUCGGAAUAAUGAAGCAAUAUGAAGUUUAUAUCUGGUUUCUUUAG
Messenger RNA from Cladocopium goreaui, 2167 nucleotides. NCBI's taxonomy places the organism in Eukaryota, Dinophyceae, Suessiales, Symbiodiniaceae. The record is from the annotation of a GenBank genome assembly.